Molecule: messenger RNA, 3741 nt
Organism: Eupeodes corollae
Lineage: Eukaryota; Metazoa; Arthropoda; Insecta; Diptera; Syrphidae
Product: zinc finger protein 236-like
Exons: 14
Coding region: 118-3579 (1153 amino acids)
Biological process (GO): regulation of transcription by RNA polymerase II
Cellular component (GO): nucleus
Molecular function (GO): RNA polymerase II cis-regulatory region sequence-specific DNA binding; DNA-binding transcription factor activity; zinc ion binding
Source: RefSeq, a predicted model, not a curated record
AUAUUUGAUUUUUUCAGCCGAAGAAUUUCUAUCAUCUUCAACAAAUGAAGAUAAAUUGUUAUUUUUUAAUAAAUGUUGAUGUUUUUAUUGGGUUUUGAUUAAUUUAAAAUAUUCACUAUGGUUUGUCGAUUGUGUUUAAAUAAAGACAAUGAAAAUAUAUUUUUAUUUAGUGAAGAAAAAAUACUAAAAUGUAUAACAAGGUUUUUGCAAUUGGAGCUAACAGCGGAUGAUCCAGUUUCUAAAGUUAUAUGUGCUGAUUGUUGGCAACAUUUGGAUGAUUUUCAAAAGUUUUGUCUGCAAAUCGAAGAAGCCCAAAAAUCAUUGAAAUCAUCGGCAGACAAUGUAGUGGAAGAAGCUAGAAAGGAAUUCGUUAAAGAUUUAAGUCCCGUGAAAGAAGAAGAGCAAGCGGAGGAAUCUAUUGAAGAUGCUUACGAUAACGUUGACACAUUAAACUGUAUGGAUGAGGAUACGAGUAUAUUCAAAGUUGAUGACGACAAAAAAGUCACGUUACCAUUAAUAACUGACUCCUCCGAAACAGACAAAUGUAUUCCAAUGCGGAGAGUGACACGACAACGUUCAAAUUUACCUCCGGAAAAAAUCAAACAAAAACGAAAACGCUCUAAAAAGAAAGAAAUCAAAGAGGAUGAAUCUUCUGAAGAAGAUGAAGAAGAAAAUUCUGACUCACGUAAAAGAAGCAAAUCAAAGAAAUGUGAAGAAAAUAGUCAGGAGGAUAAAGAAGAAGGUCGAUCUGAAAAGUUCUUGAAAAAUAUGAAAACCACUAAAGAAAAUGAUGCUUUCAUUCAGAAACAUAUGAAACUAAGGUGUGAUAUCUGCACCAUAAUCUUGCCCGACUUUACAAAGCUCAAACAUCAUUUCCGAGUAGUUCAUCAACGUAGAGGAUAUGUUAUGUGUUGUAAUAGACAAUUGAAGAAACGUAGCCUGAUCGUAGAUCAUAUUUACGUCCAUAACGAUCCUGAGUAUUUCAAAUGCACAGAGUGUGGUAAAAUUUUGUCUGAUAGAUCUUGCCUGCAAAGACACAAUAUUCUCUGUCAUCAAGCUGAGGAACUGAAAACAUUUCAAUGUAAUCAUUGCCCCAAGAAGUUUCCCACCAAAAAGCUGCUCGAUUUGCAUACGGUUCAUCACAAUGAAUGCACUUUUAUGUGUAGUGAAUGUGGAAAAGGAUUUCCAACAAAAUCAACUAUGAAUGUCCAUUUCAAACGAAUCCAUUCGACGCUGUGCGAUAGAAUGUGUGAAAUCUGCGCCAAACUUAUCAAAGGUAAAACAGCUUUCGAGCGUCAUAUGGAAGAGCAUGAGGGUAUUGUCCAACCUAGGGUACAGUGCAAAGAGUGUGGUUCAUGGCUGAAGGAUAAGAAUAGUCUGCGAAAGCACAUGUACAGUAAACAUGAUGGCAAAACCCACGAUUGUAAGAUUUGUGGUAAAAAUACUCCAUCGUAUAGUGCUUUGUAUAGUCACAUGAAAUAUAUGCAUGAGUUAGCGGCUAUGUUUCAUUGUACAUUUUGUGAUAAGUCAUUUAAGAGAGCUAUUAAACUGAAGGAACAUGUGGCAACCCAUACUGGAGGAUUUCUCUACACUUGUCCACAUUGUCCGACAACAUUUAAUGCAAAAACCAAUAUGCAUUCACAUCGUAAGAAAAUGCAUCGAGAAGAAUGGGAGGCGAGCAGGCGGUAUGCUAAAAAGGCCCCAGGUACCAUCGUCGAAGAAAUCUCAAAUGAAAAAAAGGGGAUGUCUAUUGAAAUUUUAGAAAGAAGUAAAAGUAAAAUUUGUUUUGCCUGUAAAAGCAAUUUUCAUAAAUUCACAAUGGUUUGCCGUUUGUGCUUAAACGAUACUGGUCAAAGUAUUUUCAUAUUUAGUGAAGAGAAUAUCCAAAAAUGUAUUGCAAGGUUUCUACAACUAGAGCUCUCACCUGAAGAUCCAAUUUCUAAGCAAAUAUGUUGCUUGUGUUGGCAACAAUUGGAUAAUUUUCAAAAAUUCUGCUUCCAAAUUGAAGAAGCUCAAAAAACACUUCUGAUUAAAAUCAAUGACGUACCCAAGCCACAAAUUAUUCAAAGUGAUAAUGAGCAACCACUACCGCAACCCGAGAUAAUAAGUUUUGAAACUUUUAAUCCAGAAAUAAGUUUAAAUCUCUUGAAAGAAGAAAGUAUAGAAGACAGCAGAUUCGAUGAUAAUAGCGAUAUCGAUGAACCACUAUUCUGUUUAAAAGAGGAUAAAGUCAAAGUUGAAUUGCACACCGAAGAGGAACUGAAACCAGCAACCCUAGUAAACCCUCCAGCCGUUGAAAGUAUUUCCUCACAAAGAAUCACACGACGAUCAACUACUAAUCAUCAAUAUGCCGAAAAUAAUGACACUGCAGAAAUAUCACCUGGUAAAAGAAAAUCCACCCGAAAUAAGAAAGAUGAAUUUGAAAAAGUCAAAACGAAAGAAGAAGAUGACGAAGAAGAAGAAGAUCAAGAAUCGGAUAAGGAUGCUUUUGAAACAAGCACGUUUGACGUUGAUUCGAAUGCAAAACGAAAACGUGGUCGUCCGAAAAAAGGUGAAAAAGUUACACCCAAGAAAAAGGUUCCAACUGUAAAAUCCGAAAAGUGUUCGAAAAUUUUCCAAACUGCUAGAGAAUUCGAUGUAAUCAUUAAAAAACAUAUGAGUCUGUCGUGUGAUGUUUGUUACGUUAAAUUCGUUGACUUUGCCGAAUUGAAACGACAUUUUCGAAAUGUCCACAAAAGCCGCGGGUAUGCUGUUUGUUGUAAUAAGAAACUCUUUAAACGAGGUCUUGUUGUAGAUCAUAUUAAUGUGCACAAUAAUCCUGAGCAUUUCAAGUGUCCAAAGUGUGACAAGGUUCUGGCUGAUAGGAUGUGCCUUCGCAAUCAUGACCUUUUAUUCCAUCAGGCCGAAGAAUCACUGAUAUAUCAAUGCGAACAUUGUCCUGAUAAAUUCGCUAAAAAAUAUUUAUUAGAUCAUCAUAACGUUAAACACAUUCGAAAAGAUAAAAGCAAACUAACCUGUCCCACAUGCGGAAAUGGAUUCCUUACUGAGUCAACAUUGACGAAACACAUACAAAAAGUCCAUUCUACAGAUUAUGAUAAUAUUUGUGAAAUCUGCGCUAAAAUUGUUCGAGGCAAUGCAGCUUUUGAGCGUCAUAUGAAAGAACACGAAGGUGUUGUUCAGCCACGUUUUCAAUGUAAUAUCUGUGGAAUGUGGUUAAAGACCAAACGUAUUCUGGUUAAACACAUUGAAAAACACGAUGGCAUAACGUAUCCUUGCAAAAUUUGUGGCAAGCAUUCAGCAUCAAAGGGAGCGUUGCAAAGUCACAUGAGCUAUGUGCACGACUUGUCCCGCAAAUAUAGUUGCACAUUAUGUGAAAAGUCAUUUAAGAAAGCUGUUGCUCUUAAGGAACACAUGACAACUCACACUGGAGAAGUACUUUAUACAUGUCCCCACUGUCCAACUACAUUCAAUUCGAGGGCAAAUAUGCAUUCACAUCGAAAGAAAAAACAUCGAGAAGAAUGGGAAGCUAAUAGAAUUUUACUGAAAAAAGCACUUUUAGAAAAACCACAAGAAACAUAAGUGAGCAAGAAAUCACUUCUUAUGUGUUUCGGAACUUAAUUUUCAAAAAGAUUUUUCAUAAUUAUACAUACGAGUACGACAAUUUCUAGAUGAAAAUAUAUUAUUUAUAAUAAUAAGAUUAAAAUAAUAAUAAAAAGUUUAAAUUUUAAUAAUCUAAAAUGA